AUGGGGCACAGUCUAGGUGCACAGUCUAGGGUGCACAUUCUAGAGGCACAGUCUAUGGUGCACAGUCUACGGUGCAGUCUAGGACACAGUCUAGGCACAGUCUAUGGUACACAGCCUACGGUGCACAUUCUAGAGGCACAGUCUAUGGUGCACAGUCUAUGGUACACAGUCUACGGUGCACAGUCUAGACUAGGGUGCACAGAAUAUAGUACACAGUCUAGUGCACAGUCUAUAGUACACAUUCUAGGGGGGGACAGUCUAGGUGCACAGCCUAGGGUACACGGUCUAUGUACACAGUCUAGGGUACACAGCCUUAGUGCACAUUCUAGGUGCACAUUCCAGGGUACGCAGCCUAGGGUGCACAUUCUCGGUACACAGCCUAGUCUAGGUGCACAGUCUAUAGUACACAGUCUAUGGUCACAGUCUAUGGUACACAGACUAGGGUGCACAGAAUAUAGUACACAGUCUAGGGUGCACAGUCUAGUGCACAUUCUGGGGGACAGUCUAGGGUACACGGUCUAUGGUACACAGUCUAGUGCAGCCCAUGUAUCUCUCUCACCCAGUAUCUCUCUCACCCACACAGGGUCUCCACGGUUCCGUCGUCGUGUAGAGAGUCAAUGGUCAUCUCUCGUCUCUCGGUGGCGUAACAUCGGCUCUCCCUCCCGCCAUGCUGUCACGCCCACGCCCGACCACGAGGGUCUGGUGGGCGGCGGGAGGGUACACAUGAUGCGGCAGAGGGAACACGCCCACACUAGCGGCGGCAGCAGCAGCGGCAGCAGUAAUGGCGGGCCUCUGCACGCCCUCCGCUCCAAGUUAGGGCGUGGUAGGUCGCGGCAGACGAGGGCCAUGUCGCUCUGUGAGCCAGAGGAUGAGUGGGGUCCGCCUAAUCGUCAGUGGGUGGAUUCCCGGGCGGUGCUGGAGUGGGCGCGACGCUGUGGGGAGAGGGACGAUGAGCAGGACUCCGGGGUCACUGGCAGCGAUAACGACGAGGUUUUCCCCGCCCCCUCCACCAAGUCUUCGUCAUCGUCGUCCUCGUCUAGCGGAGGGUCGUCCUGCCACGACGAGGCCUUUAGCGAGACGUGCAGCGACACUUACGCCGGCAGUGACCGCCAGGGGGACGCUACGCCCCCGCCCCCCGCAGAGGAGUACUCUCACACCUGCCCUCCACACAGCCUCAAGCGACACGACUCUCACUCCUCGCAGCAGGGAGCACUACAGCAGCCGCGUAUCGUUGCAGAUCAUGUCAUCAAAAUGCACACGAGGGAUCACCCGUCGUCCCCUUCACCUACGCCGUCUGGAGUGUUAGGGCGGCGUUACCAGAAGGCUGCACAACAACCACAGCCUCAGCCUCGGCCACACCUACUACAGCCUCACCUACAGCAGCCACCAAAACAGCCGCCACAGCCACAGCAGCGACCAGCUGUGCCUCCUAGACCAGGUGGCCGUUCCCGGGUCUCUACCUGUGUUGACUCCUGUAUCUGGGAGGAGCCGCCCCCUCUAGACCUACGAUGUUCCGCCCACACCACCGUCCAGUCCACCGCCCACACACCCACUGCCCGUCCACCGCCCACACACCGGCGGCCACGACGGAGGAGCGGCGACGGCUGCAAGGGCUCAGGUCCUCCCCGGAGAAGACCACCCGCCCCCAGACGCCGCCUGCCAUCCCUCACGCCCACCGCCGACCACAACAAGUCCACGUCUAGUCAUGAAGAAGACGACCCAGAGAAGAGCGAGGGUCAGCCCAGUUUCUGCACACUACCUCGCCAGAAACGUGAAGUGACCUUUCAGAUCAGGACUGUAGUGUUUGAGAAAGGUCCUGGUCACCGCUCCCUGGGAUUCAGUAUAGUAGGGGGCACAGACUCCCCUAAGGGCUCCAUGGGCAUCUUCGUCAAGACAGUCUUCCCUCAGGGCCAGGCAGCUACGUCAGGCGCUCUACAAGAAGGUGACGAGAUCCUGGCCAUCAACGGGAGACCUCUACACGGCAGCUCCCACAAGGACGCCAUACUCGCCUUCAAGGAGAUCAAGCAAGGCAAAGUCGCCCUGCACAUUGGUCGACGACGCAAGAAGAAGGUGGCUGCUGCCCAGUAGAUGAACAACAGUCUGUGAGCUGUCUUCUGUUCAAUAUCAUGAUGAACAAGUCUGUGAGCUGUCGUCUGUUCAAUAUCAUGAUGAACAAGUCUGUGAGCUGUCUUCUGUUCAAUAUCAUGAUGAACAAGUCUGUGAGCGGUCUUCUGUUCAAUAUCAUGAUGAACAAGUCUGUGAGCGGUCUUCUGUUCAGUAUCAUGAUGAGCAAAUCUGAGCGGUUUUGUUCACUACCAUGAACAACAGUCUGUGAGCUGUCUUCUGUUCAAUAUCAUGGUGAACACGUCUGUAAGCUAAUUCAUGUUCACUACCAGAAUAAACAACAGUCUGCAGGGUAUAUCAUGUUCACUACUAUGAUGAACAGCAGUCUGUAAGCUAUAUUCUGUUCACUGCCAGGAUGAACAACAGUCUGUAAGCUAUAUUUUGUUCACUACUAUGCUGAACAACAGUCUGUAAGCUAUAUUCUGUUCACUGCCAGGAUGAACAACAGUCUGUAAGCUAUAUUUUGUUCACUACUAUGCUGAACAACAGUCUGUAAGCUAUAUUCUGUUCACUGCCAGGAUAAACAACAGUCUGUAGGGUAUAUCAUGUUCACUACCAUGAUGAACAAGUGUGUGUGAGCUGUCUGAUGUUCACUCCCAUAAUGAACGAGGCAGCUGACCAUCUCCACUUGACAGACACGCCUCCCUACACACAGCGGUAUAGCCCAGGUAACAUGACUAUACACACUGUCUGUUCUACCAUUGAUCUAGAGAAGUAAAUAAUAAAUAAAUAAAUAAAUAUGUGUACAUUUUGUUUAAUCAACUUCUGGGGAGCACUGUAACAUAAUUCCUACAUAUUACUUAAAUGCUAAUCUGUUUAAAUACAUGAAAGGAAAUUUAUGCCCCUCCCUACACCAUCCAGGUAAAC
Messenger RNA from Homarus americanus (American lobster), 2991 nucleotides. RefSeq names its product serine/arginine repetitive matrix protein 1-like. The coding region runs from base 1 to 2088 and encodes 695 amino acids. Gene Ontology annotation, molecular function: protein binding. The transcript is spliced from 7 exons. NCBI's taxonomy places the organism in Eukaryota, Metazoa, Arthropoda, Malacostraca, Decapoda, Nephropidae. The record is from RefSeq and is a predicted model, not a curated record.